AUGCAUUUAGAGGUUAACACAGAGGUUUAUCAAUUUACUGUUGGUGAUAAGUUCACACUCUCUUGUUUGAUCUGUUUUGGGAUGCGUUUUAUGCAAUGGUGAUGUGCCGUGUUGUAGUCAACUGGAGUUGGAGGAAUCAAGAUUGUGAAUACGCCUUGGGUUUCAUUUUUCAAUCACAAUUACGAUGGAUACGAGAAGGAUAAUCUGCAACGAGUGCGAAAACGACUCUUUUGAAUUUGAAGACGGUUUUUUCUACUGUCAACGGUGCAGUGUUCAGGUUGAAGGUAUAAUCCAAAUCGUCGCCUACGAAGAUGAUUUCAUCGAUGAAGUUGCAUGGUCCAUACCAACAAAUGCAUGGAGAUCACCACCGCCAGCGUCGAGAUGGACGGUAGAGAUGUUGCCAAAUAUUACUGUUUUGAUGGUGGAGAAAGGAGAGUGUGUGAUAUGUUUGGAGGAAUGGUGCAAAGGUGAUAUGGAGACGGAGUUGCCAUGUAAACACAAGUAUCACUUGAAGUGUGUGAAGAAGUGGUUGGAGAUUCACUCCACGUGUCCUCAGUGUAGAUACGAGAUGAUGCCUCUUGAAGAGUGCGACAACGACGCCUUUGACGAAGAAGACGACGGAUAUUUCUACUGCAAACGAUGCGGUGUUCAGGCUGAAGAUCUUAUCCAAACCGGCGUCGACGACGGCGAUUUAAUCGGUGAUGGUGGAGGUACUCAGGGCGCAUUGUAUGACCCCAGAUAUCGCCGUACUAUACAACAACCAAUCACUCCUUCACAGCCUCGUUACACAGAUGACACAAUACGUUACACUGAAUUUAAAUCUCAGCUUAAAUCUGGAAUCGAGAAGAAGGAUUUGUCCGGGGAAGUGAAGAGAGAGCCUGAGAUUUAUCUCGAUAAAGAGCCAAUAGAGCCUGUGGAUUUUGGAGCAGAGACUUUGAGUUAUGAGGAUUAUUACGAUGAAGCAAGAGAUAGAUAUGUUAAAGCUUUUCUUAUGAUGAUUACUUAUCAGUGUGAUGCUUUGGUUGACAAGUUUAAUGUCACUCCUUUGAUUAUUGGUUUGGUUGGACCUAUCUCUUUACGUUACGUGGCUCUCUCUGGCGUCUAUGAUGAUGAUUGGGCCGAUAAAGCCAUUCGUGAUUCCGAGCUUCAAUCAGAAGAUGGUGAAAUAAAAGAUGCUAAGAGGCCUAAAACACAGAAAGCCGAGCCUCGUAACUUAGAUGGUAAAAGAGCAGUGACGAUAUGGGUUAGUCUGCUUAAAAAGACUCUGCCUUUAUCGAGUUCUUUGGCGAUAUCUUUUCUUGCUUGUCACCACGCGGGAGCACCUGUUUUACCUACGGAUAUUGUGAGAUGGGCACGAGAAGGAAAGCUUCCGUAUUUGUCUUGUUUUCUCGAUAUUCGAGAGAAAAUGGGAGAGCGAUCAGCUGCUUGUCCGGUGAAAGUAAGCAUAAUGUCUAGGCCUUUUCAGAUUAUUUCUGCUCAGAUGUUGGAAACACGAGCCGCUGUGAUUGCUGAUAUUAUUGGUUUGCCUUUGGCUCCUGUGAAUUUCUAUGGUAUAGUGUCAAACUAUAUAAAGCGGUUAUCUAUUCCCGAGGAUAAGAUUCUUGAUUUGGUGCGUCUUAUACAGAACUGGUCACUGCCUCCAGAAUUAUAUCUAUCGAAGAACGAGCUGAGGCUUCCUACCCGUGUGUGUGUCAUGUCUAUUCUUAUUGUAGCUAUACGGAUGCUUUAUAACAUAAAUGGUUUGGGUGUGUGGGAACGGAGUUUGGGGUUUGUUAAUGCUAGUGAGGCGGAUAUCGAUUCUGAAGAGUUUGAUUCUCCAGUUCAUGAUAAGGAGGUUUCAGAUACAAAUUCAGGUACUGCAGAGUUGUCAAAUGUCACGAAAGCAACCAAAUUCGAUACCAAGGAGCUUCUGAAGAACCUUGAAGCUAAAUAUUAUGAGGUCGCUGCAGAAACCCUUGAAUCCGAGAAGGAUCUGCUGUCAUAUCUAUCGCUCGGGAAAAACGAGUUCUUUGCUGGUUUGGAAGAAGAUUUACCUGACGAUACAUACAGAACUGUUGAUAACCUGUGGAAUGGUUAUCCAAAAGAGGAGGAUUUCGAACGGUGUAGGACUCCACCCAAGAGGGGGAGAGACUGGGAUGAUGAUGUAUCACUUAACCAACUUUCAUUAGAAGAUAGCAAAUUUAGCGAUGGAAACAAUCCUUGUAGUAGCCCUUCAAGGAGAAACGAAAGUGUAUCAAUGGAUCGGGAUUUAUCUUCUUCAGAACACGGAGAAUCAUCAUCACCAGAGAAUCAUCAUCAUCAAGAAGAGAAAUUAAAGGAAAGAGCGAUAAAAAGACUAAUAACAGACAUGGGAGAUAACUUGUUCUGUUACUUACCACCUCGUGUGAAGGUAAAGAGACUAGAUUAUCUACAAUAUGUGAGGAAAAAAGAAGAUGGAGCAUUGCUAUACGCGGCUCACGCAGAUUACUACAUUCUUUUGCGGGUUUGUGCUAAGGUAGCUGAGAUUGAUGUGAGGAAUAUGCAUAGAGGUGUGUUGAGCUUUGAGAGGAGAUUGGCUUGGAUUGAGAAAAGGAUAGAUCAGGUUUUGCAUCUACCUCCACCUUUUAUGACAUGUGACCACUGUUGUGAUGGUGGGAAUGCUGGAGAAGAUCAAGAUGAUUCAUAGUUUCAUACACUAACACACUUUGUUUAUAAAUUUUUGUUGUAAUAUGUUCAUAGUAUUUUCUGUAAUCUUGUAAAUCGAAUUAAGCCAAAUUAUUUAUAAUUAAUCGUUUCUUGUGCUCUUCCUUAAGUUUCUAUUUAUGGAAAAUACACUCAAAUUUCAAGA
Arabidopsis arenosa is the source of this 2827-nucleotide messenger RNA. Lineage: Eukaryota; Viridiplantae; Streptophyta; Magnoliopsida; Brassicales; Brassicaceae. The record is from the annotation of a GenBank genome assembly.